AUGGCAGACAAGCUGGACAUGGGAGAAAUCGCCAGCUUCAAUAAGACCAAGCUGAAGAAAACCGAGAAGCAGAAGAAUACCCUGCCGACCAAGGAGACCACUGGGCAGGAGAAGCGGAAUGAAAUUUCCUAA
Zalophus californianus (California sea lion) is the source of this 132-nucleotide messenger RNA. Its product is annotated as thymosin beta-10-like. Lineage: Eukaryota; Metazoa; Chordata; Mammalia; Carnivora; Otariidae. Gene Ontology annotation, biological process: actin filament organization; regulation of cell migration. Gene Ontology annotation, molecular function: actin monomer binding. Gene Ontology annotation, cellular component: cytoplasm. The transcript has a single exon. Bases 1 to 132 code for a protein of 43 amino acids. The record is from RefSeq and is a predicted model, not a curated record.